CAGUUCCUCAGGCUCACGGGAAGCCACGUGUGAGUCUGGUUCUUCCGCUUCUUCAGCUCCUUCUAACACUUGAGCCUCACCUCCUCGGUUUGGGAGCUGGGCACCAAGCAGUGAACCAGGACCAAGCAAAGUCAAGUACCGGGUUAAAUCCAAGAUGUGAGGGCACUCCCAGCCCCUCCAAUGCAGCCAUCUUCCCACUCCAGAGGCGUCCCAGGAUAAACUCGGGGUACUGGCCCUUUAAACGUGACCUGCGGAGGCGGACGGAGCUAAAACUGACGUGGAACCAAGAGUGAGCGGCGUCAGACGCGUGGUACAAGGAGUCGUUCAUCUUGCAACCGGGCGGGGAGUGUUUCCACUUUGGGCUGUACAUCUUUAAUACGAUGUUAAGAAAGUGUCUGCUGUUGUCUUUUUUCCCCCUCUUUUUUUUUUUUUUUUUUAAUUCAAGCGUAGUUGACAUACAAUAUUAUAUUAUUUUCAGGUGUACAACAUAGUGAUUGGACAUUUAUUUACAUUACAAAAUAAUCAGCCUGUUAAGACCUGAUAGUUACCGUCUGUCAUUAUACAAAGUUAUUAUAGUAUCGUUGACUAUGUCCCCUAUGCUGUAGGUUACAUCCCCAUGACAUUUAUUUUACGGCUGGAAGUUUGUACCUCGUAUCCCCUUCACCUAUUUCUGCCUUCCCCCCACCCACCUCCCCUCUGGCAACAGCUAAUUUGUUCUCAGUAUCUACGAGUCUGUUUCUGUUUUGUUUUGUUUGUUAAUUCGUUUUGUUUUGUUAGAGUCCACAUAUAAGUGAAAUCAUACGGUAUUCUUCCUUCUCUGUCUGGCUUAUUUCACAUGGCAUGAUACCCUUGAGAUCCACCCAUGUUGUUCCAAAUAGGAAGAAUUCGUUCUUUUUUAUGGCUGAAUAAUAUUCCAUUUUAAUUAAAUUUAGUUAUAUGUACAUAUAUGUAAUGUGUAUAUACAUAUAUGUAAUAGAUAUAUAUAUUAGAUCUUCUUUAUCCAUUCAUCUACCCAUGGACACAGGUUGCUUUCGUAUGUUGGCUGUUGUAAAUAAUGCUGCAAUGAACAUAGCGUUGCGUAUAUCCUUUGGAGUUAGUGUUUUCCUUUUCUUCGGAUAUAUACCCAGAAGUGGUAUUGCUGGAUCGUAUGAUAGUUCUAUUUUUAAUUUUUUAAGGAAUGUCCAUACCCUUUUCCCUAGUGGUUGCACUAAUUUACAUUCCUACCAAUAGUGCACGAGGGUUCAGUUUUCUCUGCUUUUUUCCUUUGUUUUUCCAAUACCCUGUGAUGACUCAACUCUGGAAUAAAGGAUGUAUCUAAACACCUCUGUCCCCACUCUUUUGCCCAUAUUAAAAAUGGCCGCCUCCGCCUUCCACAAUGAUAGUUGCUCUGCGAACAAGAUCCGUGCGGAAACAGUGCGUCGGCAAAUGCAGUGGGGCAGAGCCCAGGUUGAUUUAUAAAGGCUCGCGGAGUGUCGCGCGCAGCUCAAGUCAGAGUUGGUGGGUUUUGCUCAGGCUGGUGUGGGAAGAUCCAGCCUGUGGGGAGCGGCCACUUCUUACUGCUGGGGGCUCAGGGCUUCUGUCCAACUUGCCGGUUAUCUGAGGAGGCGGCAGAACGGGACCCCUGGCCGGUCACCAUGUGGGCCUUCCUGGAGUUGCCGAUGCCGCUGCUGGUGAAUUUGAUCGGCUCGCUGCUGGGAUUUGUGGCCACACUCACCCUCAUCCCCGCCUUCCGUGGCCACUUCAUCGCCGCGCGCCUCUGUGGCCAGGACCUCAACAAAUCCGACAGGCAGCAGAUCCCAGAAUCCCAGGGAGUGAUCAGCGGUGCUGUUUUCCUUAUCAUCCUCUUCUGCUUCAUCCCUUUCCCUUUCCUGAACUGCUUUGUGGAGGAGCAGUGUAAAGCUUUCCCCCACCACGAAUUUGUGGCCCUGAUAGGUGCGCUCCUUGCCAUCUGCUGCAUGAUUUUCCUGGGCUUCGCGGACGAUGUACUGAAUCUGCGCUGGCGUCAUAAGCUGCUGCUGCCCACAGCUGCCUCACUACCUCUUCUCAUGGUCUAUUUCACCAACUUUGGCAACACGACCAUUGUGGUACCCAAGCCCUUCCGGCCGAUUCUUGGCCUGCAUCUGGACUUGGGGAUCCUGUACUAUGUCUACAUGGGGCUGCUGGCAGUGUUCUGUACCAAUGCCAUCAAUAUCCUAGCAGGAAUUAAUGGCCUAGAGGCUGGCCAGUCGCUGGUCAUUUCUGCUUCCAUCAUUGUCUUCAAUCUGGUGGAGCUGGAAGGUGAUUAUCGGGAUGAUCAUGUCUUUUCCCUCUACUUCAUGAUACCCUUUUUUUUCACCACCUUGGGAUUGCUCUAUCAUAACUGGUACCCAUCACGGGUGUUUGUGGGAGAUACCUUCUGUUACUUUGCUGGCAUGACCUUUGCCGUGGUGGGCAUCUUAGGACACUUCAGCAAGACCAUGCUACUCUUCUUCAUGCCCCAGGUGUUCAACUUCCUCUACUCACUGCCUCAGCUGCUGCAUAUCAUCCCCUGCCCUCGCCACCGUAUACCCAGACUCAAUACCAAGACAGGCAAACUGGAGAUGAGCUAUUCCAAGUUCAAGACCAAGAGCCUCUCUUUCUUGGGCACCUUUAUUCUAAAGGUAGCAGAGAGCCUCCGGCUAGUAACAGUACAUCAGAGUGAGAAUGAGGAUGGUGCCUUCACUGAGUGUAACAACAUGACCCUCAUUAACUUGCUACUUAAAGUCUUUGGGCCCAUGCAUGAGAGAAAUCUCACACUGUUCCUGCUGCUGCUACAGAUCCUGGGCAGUGCUGUCGCCUUCUCCAUUCGGUACCAGCUUGUCCGUCUCUUCUAUGAUGUCUGAGUCCCCUCAUCGUUGCCCUUUACUUCACAAUCUCCAGGGUUCUUGACUCAGGCCGACCUCUUUCUGGACCGAGACUGCCUCCUGGCCCAGGCCCUCCAGAGUUUUCUCCUCAGCAUUUCCUUCCCCCUGUGAUUAUUGACAUCCUGGCCUUUCUUUCCCUCUAAUGAUCAUUGAUUGGACUUUGCCUAUGGCUUUCUUCAACUUGCCACUCUCCCUCUCCAUCCCAUCUUUGCAGCCUCCUAAAGUGGGAUACUGAAGCUUUUAUGCAGUUAUCUACAACUCUGACUCUGAAGGAAUAUGUUGGGCCUGGGGCUAGAACCCUGGCUGGGGAUAGGGACACAGGCUCGAAGAUGACUUGACAUUUGGCUAUAAAUUAAGUAUUCUGAUUAGUAAGAGCAGACCUGGGGGCCAGGUGCUCCCAGUGGUGACAAUAAAGUGUUGUCUUUUUCUUUU
Messenger RNA from Diceros bicornis minor, 3314 nucleotides. It is a transcript of the gene DPAGT1, whose product is annotated as dolichyl-phosphate N-acetylglucosaminephosphotransferase 1. The record is from RefSeq and is a predicted model, not a curated record. Gene Ontology annotation, cellular component: membrane. The transcript is spliced from 10 exons. NCBI's taxonomy places the organism in Eukaryota, Metazoa, Chordata, Mammalia, Perissodactyla, Rhinocerotidae. Gene Ontology annotation, molecular function: UDP-N-acetylglucosamine-dolichyl-phosphate N-acetylglucosaminephosphotransferase activity. The coding region runs from base 1635 to 2861 and encodes 408 amino acids. Gene Ontology annotation, biological process: dolichol-linked oligosaccharide biosynthetic process; protein N-linked glycosylation.